Messenger RNA from Ambispora leptoticha, 2046 nucleotides. NCBI's taxonomy places the organism in Eukaryota, Fungi, Glomeromycota, Glomeromycetes, Archaeosporales, Ambisporaceae. The record is from the annotation of a GenBank genome assembly.
AUGAAUGUUUUCAAAUAUUUUUUAUAUUUCACAAUUUUGGUGGCGUAUUCAAGAACAACAUAUUCUGAUGUCUCAUACAACGAAACCCAAGAUGGCCUCAUAAUUUUCGAUAGUUACACUGAUAAAUUCGGAACAAUAUUAUUACGUAUGGUAAAAUAUGAUAGCAUCACGCAAUGCACUAUACCCGGAGAACCGCGCAUGCAUCUACGACUUAUUUUCUCGAAUGGAACUGUUCGUCCACUGGAUUUCGACUUUCCCGUGAAUACAUGGAAUUAUUGUCCGAUUGACUGGAUUUUUGCGCUUUUAGUUGAACCAAAUCUUAUUCUGUUGAAUUAUUAUAAUUUCUCGGAUACUCAGCCUACAGUGGAUGGCGUUUAUCAAGAGAAUGGGGUUUUUGUAGAUUAUUGGGGAAAUAUUAAAAAUACUUUUCGGCUUGGUUUUGGUUCACCGUACGCUAGAAGAGUUACAGUUGGCUUUAUUCCUUCAGACGGGAUAUUAAGAACAUACCAAGAGCCUAAUGGGGCUAUAGGAUGGAACAGAUUCACAAGCCCCGAUAAAAACGGCCAAAUAACAGAUGACGGAGGAGGUUAUUUCUACAAUAAUACAAUCAAUGAAAAGAUCACUGAUUUCAGAGCAUUCAAUUUACUUGAAGGAGGAUUUGGCUGUAUUAUAGUCUCCAAGCCUACAGCUCAAAGUUCAUUGGAAUUGCAGGAUGCGUCUUUUCCUCGAUUCAUUGCAUAUAUAUCAUUAUUGAAAACUGGCAGAGCGAUUCCGACAAAACUUUUUAGUUUGUAUCGGACAUCUAUACCAUUCGCAAGCUUGAAUUUUAUGCGAUGCGCAGUGGUCUUUGAUGGAACUGGGAAUGAAUGUCUUAUUAUAACAUCGAUGAAUAAUACGUCAAAUAUAACAUCAAACAAUUCUACCAUGAAUAGUAAUUCUACCGCAAUUAAUAAUACAACACUUGCAGAUAUUUUGAUUUCAAGUAUUCAUUUUGGAAGUCAAGGUUCUAUAACUGCUAUUCAACCAUUAGAUGCUGAUGAUCAUCUCCCUGAUAUGACAUUCAUUUCACUUUUCUAUGGUGGAUAUGUAACAAUGGGAAUAGUGAAUACUACAACAAAGGAGACGGGCGGUGUUAUGUUGGACAGUAAUGGUAACAAGAUAGAACUAUGGAGUUUCGGAACAGCUGUUAAUCAUUCAAGUGCGUUUCUUUUGAAUAAUACUUUAUGGGGUGCAAAAAGCGUAAAUGAUACUACAUGGGCAAUAAUAACAAAAACACUUCCUAAACUUAAAGCUGCAGAUGCUGAUGAUCGUUAUGAAAAUCCUAAUAUCAACAUUACGUUCCCGACAAUUGGAGCCGUUAUUCCAUCUAAUAUAAGGCAAAUAAACAUCACAUAUGAAGGACCUAUUACCUUGUCAUCUGGUAAUAUUACGAUAUAUCAGGAAGACAAAUCUGGAUCUGCUGACGUUUUUCGCCAAGGAAUGCAUCAAUUCUCGCAGCCUUUUCAAAUUAACGUUCAAGAUCAAACAGUUUCGAUCCAUGUUUUAGACUCUACAUUUAAUAUCCCAAAUUCUACUUAUUAUGUGAUUGUUGACACGAAUUUCGUUCGGGAUUUUGACACAAAUGAAGCGUUACUUGGAAUUGGUAAAGAAAGUUGGCGAUUUACUACUGAACCAUUUAAAUCUGGCGAAGUCGAUAUAGGUAGUCAGUCAGGGAUAAUUCGGUUAACACCCGAGGCUACGAUUGCAUUCAAAAACUCAUUAAAAAGCAGCUCUUCCAUAUAUGAAGAUAUAUUGAAUGAUCUUGCAAAUGCUAUUCCGAUCUCACACAAUAGACUCGAUAUAAAGAAAAAAUAUCAAAUCAACAGCGAUCAAAUUCUUCUUCGAAUAACUAUUCACCCAUCAAAAAAUAAUUCAGAAAUUAGCACUAAACAAGUUACGAGUAAUUUGAAAACUCUUAUAAAAUAUAAGGAUAUCACAUCUAUUUCAAGAUAUAAUUAUACUGAUUGGUUGGAUAGUAGUUAUGGGUUCCAGGAAUCAAGUAAAUAA